Molecule: messenger RNA, 1044 nt
Organism: Pelobates cultripes (western spadefoot toad)
Lineage: Eukaryota; Metazoa; Chordata; Amphibia; Anura; Pelobatidae
Source: the annotation of a GenBank genome assembly
AUGGCAGGUGGGAAAAAGAAAAAGGAGCUACCUCCAUCGGUAGCAACGUUAUUCCGCACUCCAGGAGAGGCGCAGAGGCCUACCCAAUCCAACCACGAGGAGGACAAGGGAUCUGAUUCGGAAUGGGGCGCCCACACACCAACACCCUUGGCCCCUCUCACCAUAGGGGUCCUCCAGUCUUUGUUAAGAGAGGCCACAGCAGACAUUAAAACCCAUGUGGCCGAAGAAAUCAGCAAGCAACUAACAGGCCUCAGGGCGGACGUGGAAGCAUUGACUACCUGCACUGACCAAACAGAGGUACGUCUAACCACCCUGGCGACAGCCUCCACAGCACAAUCCCAGGAGAUCUCUUACCUCCAUGGCCGCCUAACUGCAAUGGAGGACUCCCUAGAAGACCUAAAUAAUAGGUCACGUAGAAAUAAUAUACGGAUCCGGGGCCUACCGGAAUCAAUACCACCAGAAUCCCUAAUGGUAACCCUAAAAGGCAUCUUUGCAAAAAUGGCCCCAGAAAUACCAUCACCACUACUAGAAAUAGAUAGUGCUCAUAGGGCCUUGCGCCCCCGUACUCUGAACAUAUUCACCCCCAGAGACGUAAUAAUACGCCUGCAUUACUUCCAAACAAAAGAGAAAAUCAUGCAAAUCGCCAGAAUCCACCCACCACAAUAUGCCGGCGCUCAUAUAACACUCUUCCAAGAUCUAGCCCCUACUACCUUAAAAAAGAGGCAAGACUUGAAACCCCUCACACUAGCCCUGCAAGAAAGAGGCAUCAAAUAUACCUGGGGACACCCCUUCAAACUCCUCAUUCGAAAAGAAGACCAAACCCACAUCCUCAUCUCUGCUGCCGAAAUAGGCCCUAUGGCGGACUCCCUAGGAAUACAACUACUGAACCAAACUACCCUCUCCAACUACAGGGGAAGGGACCGCUCCAGAGACCGACCAAGGUCACCGCGCCCAGCCAAACAGCAAAGAUUCCCACAGACGACAAAGGGGAUCGAUGGUGAAAGACAUGAGGAGGAAAUACCACCACCUCACAGACAAAACUAA